CAGCAAGACAGGCCUUAUUAACUGUGUUAAUAUGUGCCAUUUGGAAUAGUUAAACUCCUUUGAAUAAAGAUAAAAACAGCAGCACUGGGAAGGUUUGCCACAUUUUAAUGAGCAUGGACUUGACAGCUGAGAGUCACUCCAUUCCUCUGAGUGAUGGAAACAGCAUACCUUUAAUAGGACUAGGAACUUAUGGGGAUCCCCGCACGACACCUAAAGGAACUGCUUAUGAAUCAGUCAAAGUGGCAAUUGAAACAGGGUACCGACACCUUGAUGGGGCUUUGGUCUAUUUCAAUGAACAUGAGGUGGGACAAGCUAUAAGGGACACAAUUUCAGAUGGAACUGUGAAAAGAGAGGACAUCUUCUACUGUGGGAAGUUAUGGAACACAUUCCAUUCCCCAGAAUUGGUUCGACCUGCUUUGGAGAAAACUUUGAAAGCAUUACAGCUGGAUUACGUCGACCUCUACAUUGUAGAAAUGCCCACAGCCUUCAAGCCAGGAGAUACAUUUUACCCCAGAGAUGAGAACGGGAAGUACAUUUAUCAUGAGACCGAUCUUUGUGCAACAUGGGAGGCUUUGGAGAUUUGCAAAGAUGCUGGGCUGAUAAAGUCUCUUGGAGUAUCCAACUUCAACAGGAGACAACUGGAGUUGAUCCUAAACAAACCUGGGCUGAAACACAGGCCCGUGUCGAACCAGGUUGAAUGCCAUCCCUAUUUCACUCAGCCAAAGUUGCUUGAGUACUGCCAGCAGAAAGACAUUGUUGUUGUGGGAUACAGCCCUCUGGGGACAUCUAGAGACGCAUCGUGGGUUAACCUAAAAUGCCCCCCGUUGUUGGAAGAUGAGCUCCUGGCUUCAAUUGCUAAAAAGUAUAACAAGAACACAGCCCAGGUGGCAUUGAGGUUCAACGUGCAGCGAGGAGUGGUGGUCAUCCCAAAGAGCUUCAACCCUGCUCGCAUUAGCGAGAACUUUCAGAUAUUUGACUUCUCACUUUCUGAGGCUGAGAUGAAGGCAAUUGAGGGAUUGAACAAGAAUAUUCGUUUUGUGGAGCUUCUCAUGUGGUCUGAUCACCCAGAGUAUCCAUUUCAUGAUGACUAUUAGAUACCACAGAUGUCAAGACUUCAAAUACAUUUGAUAAAGAAUAAGCUGGCUUGUUCAUUUUGUUGCAUGCUUUUACAUGCUGUGCCUUUUCUUUAAAAUAAUUUGAAUAGUCAUUUUUAUCGUGCAUGAAAUAAAAUAUUUCUGAGAU
Anoplopoma fimbria (sablefish) is the source of this 1242-nucleotide messenger RNA. RefSeq names its product aldo-keto reductase family 1 member D1-like. Gene Ontology annotation, biological process: bile acid biosynthetic process. The transcript has 9 exons. Gene Ontology annotation, cellular component: cytosol. Gene Ontology annotation, molecular function: Delta4-3-oxosteroid 5beta-reductase activity; aldose reductase (NADPH) activity. Lineage: Eukaryota; Metazoa; Chordata; Actinopteri; Perciformes; Anoplopomatidae. The record is from RefSeq and is a predicted model, not a curated record. The coding region runs from base 108 to 1094 and encodes 328 amino acids.